UAUGGAGUAGAGAGAGAAAACAAAAACCUCAUCACCAGAGAGAGAGAGAGAGGGAGAAAAGAGUCCGUUUAUUUCAGUUUAAAAGAGAGAGAGAAAAAAAAUGGUGACAGAGGAACAAAUAUCGGAAGCGGUAUCGUCGCUGCUGCGCGAAUCGAACCCUAGCAAGCGUAGUUUCACGACGCUGAACCAGGUGGUGGAGGAGCUUCAGGCUAAGCUCGGCCACGACCUCUCUCAUAAGCUCGAUUUCAUCACUGCGCAGAUCAACCUCCUUUUCGGAUCCCAACCACAACCACCACAACCUCCGCCGCAAAAUGCGCAGAGGCAGAUACAGCAACAGAAAGACCGUUUCGUCCCUCCAUCAAACCCUAAUUUCCACUCUGUUCCUGUCAGUUCCGACUUCCAGGCUACCAAAUUCAUUUCUUCUAACGCUGUCGUCGCCACUCCUGCUGAUAUUUCGCGCGUUGAAGUUCCUUCUCCUGUUGCUGCCUCUGCCCCUGCUCUUGCUCCUGUUAACGAUGCUCCGAAGGAAAGUACUCAAACAAAGGUGAAGAGAAGAGGUGGCCCUGGAGGUCUCACCAAACUUUGUGGUGUAUCGCCUGAACUUCAGGUCAUUGUUGGCCAGCCAGCACUGUCGAGGACUGAGAUUGUCAAGCAACUGUGGGCUUACAUAAGGAAAAACAAUCUUCAAGAUCCCAGCAACAAAAGGAAAAUAAUUUGCAAUGAAGAGCUGCGUGUGGUGUUUGAGACUGAUUGUACUGAUAUGUUCAAGAUGAACAAGUUGCUAGCUAAACACAUUAUCCCCCUUGAACCAACCAAAAAGCCUGUUCCAAAGAAGCAGAAGGUAGAUGUGGACUCAGGAAAAAGAAUUACUGAACCUACUCCCUCUGUAAUAAUAUCUGAUGCACUGGCUAACUUUUUUGGGAUUACUGAAAGGGAGAUGCUACAGUCUGAAGUUCUGAGACGUAUCUGGGAGUACAUAAAAGUCAACAGGCUAGAGGAUCCUAUGAAUCCUAUGGCAAUACUGUGUGAUGCGAAGCUUCAGGAGAUCUUUGGCUGUGAAAGCAUUUCAGCAUUGGGGAUACCUGAAGUUCUGGGCCGUCAUCAUAUUUUUAGGAGUUCAUGAUGCUGACAGCAUUCUAUGUGACAGAUUGCAGGGUGUCAAUUCCAGUAUAGUUGGAGCUGAUCUUGACCUCAUGUUGAUAUGGUUCUGUAAUUUGACUGAUCAGAUUUGUGUUCUUAGGUCAUGUUGAUAAGUUAUUAGAAGAAUGAAAAUGUAAGAGACAACUAUUAGUUUGGCAGUGAUGUGUUUGUAGGUCUUGCAGUUCUUGUUUGUCUAACUUGGCACUUAGGAUAGAAUGACCUGUGGGUGGGUAUUCUGACACCUGUAAAAUUCUCUGACAAUAGGAAAGAAAAUUAUGUACAAGGUAUCUUCCUUCAAACAUUACCCAUGCAAUUUAUGUGUAGCUAAUGAAAUGCAGCUUGCCAGAUGUA
Molecule: messenger RNA, 1491 nt
Organism: Vigna umbellata (rice bean)
Lineage: Eukaryota; Viridiplantae; Streptophyta; Magnoliopsida; Fabales; Fabaceae
Source: RefSeq, a predicted model, not a curated record